Molecule: messenger RNA, 3900 nt
Organism: Petromyzon marinus (sea lamprey)
Lineage: Eukaryota; Metazoa; Chordata; Hyperoartia; Petromyzontiformes; Petromyzontidae
Product: cysteine-rich motor neuron 1 protein-like
Cellular component (GO): plasma membrane
Molecular function (GO): serine-type endopeptidase inhibitor activity; protein binding
Source: RefSeq, a predicted model, not a curated record
GCGCGUGUGGGAGGAGGAGGGGGUUGAGGUUUGUGGCUUCGACAUGGGAUGGGUGGAUGAUGGAUCAGAGGCACAGAACUCGCACUCGCGGCGUUAUCGAGGCGCUCGCCACCGCUGCGCGCAGAGCCGUGCCGUGUGGCGGAGCAGAGCGCCUUCGCCGCGUGUGUGUGUAGGGAUGCCGUGGAGCGUCUUCGUGUCACAAGCCUGCGAGCCGCCCCGGUGUUAAUGAAAGAAGAAACGCGGACGUUGGGGAGUUAAUUAUCCACUGCGCGAGUCUUCUUUGAUUAUUUCUGUUACCUCGAGCCAAAACAAGGCAAACUCUCGUCACAUUUCCCUCGAGUUCUCUCUCUCUCUCUCUGCGCCCUCAAUUAAACGUUGGGGCCAUAAAGUUCACGCGGAGGCCACGCUUGUGUAUGUGUGUGAGAGAGAGAGAGAAAACAACACACACGCAUUUAUUUUUGAAGGCUCAGCCCAUUGAUCUAGCAGCUGUCGGAGGACAUGAAUCGGAGAGGUGCGUCUCGUCUGGCUCUCAUCACCGCCAGCGUCAAAUUGGGCAGCAUCACCCUCGCCGUCCUUGCCAUGUGCACACCCUCCGGCCUCGCCGGGCUCGUCGUGCCAGAGGGGCUCACAGGGAAUGGAAGUCUCUGCUCCUCAGAAGGUGGCCUCUGUACGGGAGCAGGCAUGAGCGCCGGCCGGGCCGACUGCUCCCAGGCGCGCUGCCCCGUGCGCUUCUCCACGCGCUGCCCGCCCGACUCGCUGCUCGUCGAAGGCACCAUGCCCCCCGACGGCUGCUGCCCGCUGCCCAGCCGCUGCGAGUGCCGCCCGCGGGAGCGGUGCCCCCCGGCCGUGUGCUCGCCGGGCGCGGCGCCCGCGCGACUCGCGCCUGCCGAUGGCACCCCGGGCCGCUGCUGCGAGCUCUACGAGUGCCGGAGAGACGUCGGAGGCAGCGUGGAGAAGCCGGGCCCCGCCGGGUGCCUGGCGGGCGGCAAGAUGCGCGCGGAGGGCUCCCGCUGGCGCGAGGACGCCUGCACCAAGUGCCGAUGCGUCGGCGGGAGCGAGCAGUGCGUCACGCAGGCGUGCGGGCAGCACUGCGAGAAGGGCGCCCGCGUCCCCGGCGAGUGCUGCCUGCGCUGUCCAGGGCCAGAGGAGUCAUCAUCGGUGACCGCUUUGCCCCUGACCUGCGACCCUCUGACCUGUAACCUCACGGAGGAGAGCUGCCCCUACGGCUUCCAGCUGGACGAGAAAGGCUGCCGCUCGUGUGGCUGCAAGACGAGGCACGAGUUCUGCAAGGUGCUGCUGGCGGGCUGCUCGCUCGAGUGCCCGUUUGGACGCCGCCUGGGCCCCCACGGCUGUGAGAUGUGCCGCUGUCGCCCCAAGCCCAAGCGCUGUCGCCCACUCGUGUGCUCCAAGGCCUGUCCCCAUGGGUACAUACGGACGCGGCACGGCUGCGAGACGUGCCGCUGUGUGCGCUGUGCGGCGCUUUCCUGCGACAAGAAGUGUGCCCACGGCUACGAGCUCAACGGCAAGGGCUGCCCCACCUGCAAGUGCCGAGCGCUGUCCUCCGAGGGCCCCGUGCCUCCGUUCUGCCUCUCGGGAGACGGGCGACGCUACCGGCACGGCGACGAUUGGCACGACGGCUGCCGCUCGUGCACGUGCCUGGCGGGGCGAGAAAUGUGCACGCUGCUCACCUGCGCGCUGCCCCGCUGCGCUGCCCCGACGAUGCCCGCGGGCGCCUGCUGCCCCACCUGCCCCGGCCAGAGGAUGGUGGCGGACCUGGCACCGCAGCCCAAGGACCCCGCGGUGUGCGUCACCCCUGCGGGGCUGCUCGUGUCGGGCGGGGAGACGUUCCGUCUCGACGGCUGCACGCGCUGCCUGUGCCGAGCCGGCAGGGUUCUGUGCGACGCCGAGGUGUGCCCCCCGCUGCCCUGCCAGGACGCCGUAAGGACACCAGGAUCCUGCUGCCCCCUGUGCCCCCCAGCGGCCGUCGCCGCGACUCCCACGAGCAACGCGUCGCACGGGGGAGUCAACAACAACAACAACAGCGACGAGUCGCACGGGGGAGUCAACAACAACAACAACAGCGACGAGUCUCCGCCGGCGUUGUGCCGCUCCAGCUCGGGCGCCAUGUUCCUGGCGGGAGAGGCGUGGAAGCGUGACGCGUGCACGAGCUGCGCAUGCGCCGCGGGCGAGGUCACGUGCCACGCGCCGCGCUGCCCGCCCGCCGCGUGCCCGCGCCCCGUGCUGCGCAAGGGGCAAUGCUGCCCCUACUGCCCGCGCAACCCCUCGCUGAGCAACGUUCCGAGAAUCCCCGGCAACAAAUUGGACAAUGAGAUUGAAGUGCGGGUCCCUCUAGGAGAGCAGAACGAGAGGGUGCAAGAGGCCGAGCAAAACCACAUCCCAGAAGCGAGGCGCAAGGGGGCUGCUGCUGCUGCUGCCGCCGCCCUGGGCGACGGCUCCGUCUCUGCAAGCGGCUCACGCGACGGUCCGACCGCCUCCAGCGGCGGUGGCGGCGUGGCCGGCGGAGUCGCCUGGGGGCUGGCGGUGUCCGCCGUCUCGUCGGCCGCUCUCGCCGUCCUCCUCUACCUCAACCGCAAGAACCGCUGGCUCAACCUGCCCUGCUCCUUGGCCAAGGAGGUUCAGGAGCAGUCGGUGUCUCUGGGCGCGUGCUCCGGCGUCGCCAAGGUGCAGGAGGGCGGCGCGCACGCGGCCACGGAGGCGCUGGCGGACGCACGCCCCAACAAGCGCUCGCCCAACGCCGUCGUAGCCUCGGCCAGCAUCGUGCUGGAGAGCACCGAGACGCUGGAGCAGCCCUAGCUUAGCUGCGGAUAGAGCACGGCGCGUUGCGCACUCCGCCACUCGCCCCGUCCACAGGAAGCGAGAUCUCCGAUGUCGUUUUUUUGGUUGUUACCCAGGGCCGGCACUAGGAAGCGUGCUGGGGGGCUGGGGCACUGCACCACCAAUCGUUACCGUUGGCCUUCCAGACAAGUUGAUUCUCUUUAGCGGUGCAUCUCUGUCAUGCCCCCCCCCCCACACACAACAGUACUACUGCCCCCCCCCCCUGUCUAAGGAGCUGGAGUCAGACGGGCCUGGCCGUAACGCGUGUUGUUCGGCAUGGUGUCCGAUGUGUCAGCUCCGUGAACCAGAAGAAGUUUCUGAAUUCACUCAUGCAAUUGAUAAAAAAAUUGAUAUGAAUUGAGUUCCUGAAAUAUACGUUAUACACUUUCGCUGUACUGCAUUACCCGUGCCCCUGGGUAUUUGUGGAGACAUUUCUUACGUAUACCGUCAUGCAACCCAGAAGCAUUUGUGUAGUGUGCCAAACUCUGCUGAUGAGUCUUGGAGAAGUUGAAACCGGUUUCUGAAUUCGGGAGCUUCUUCGGAAUAUAAAUGCAGUUCAUGAAUUCCGUUCCUGUAGAAGCUCCCAGCACGUGGAGUGAGAAACAUUAGGGGUCGUGACAUAGAUGCAGUGCAACACGAAGUACACAUUGGAGUUAUACAGGACAGCUGUAAAAACCUACGCAUGGAGGCUAACAUUCACAGAAAUGUUCAAAUGUGCCAUGAAAAACAAUACUUGCAGUUGUCAUUUUUUUAAAUAUAUAAAACAAAAUAAAAUAAAUGGACCAACAUACAAAAGAAAACCUUAUACAACUAAACCCUGUAUAUCACUGCAUUCCGUAACGACUAACCAAUUUUCAUUUAGGCUACAACUUUACAAAUGGGACGAGAAAAAGAUAAAUGAGACGAUGAACACACCAGUCAAAAAAAAUAUCAGAUUCUUGAAUUAAAGCACGAUCCACCGCCCCAAAUCCCCAUAAUUCAUCGAAUCGCCGAGGCAUGAUUCGUUACAACACCUAGUUACCUACGGCUAGCAUUCUCUCAAUCAAAAUAAAAAAAAUCCCCUUC